This is a messenger RNA of Arctia plantaginis, 1266 nucleotides long. Lineage: Eukaryota; Metazoa; Arthropoda; Insecta; Lepidoptera; Erebidae. The record is from the annotation of a GenBank genome assembly.
AUGGAAAUUCAAAAUGUUAAUCUACAACAUUGGUUAACAGAAACCCCAAACCAUACAACAUUCAGGAUAAAUAAGUUAAAAACAUUUUACCCUUCUGUUCUUCAUGAUUGCUUAGUAAAACAAAGCAUGGAUCUAAAGUCAGACCAAAUACCUAAAUCUUAUAUUCUAAGACCAGAUUGCCUUAUAAUAGAGCAAUGGCCAGCUGAUAUUGCAGUGGAGAAAACUGGAAAAGAAGUGAUAGUAGAUGCCUUAUGUGCUGCAGCUGUGUUAAGGGGAGCACAUGUAUUUGCACCUGGAGUAUUGGGCCUUCCCGUUAAUUGUCGGAUUGGACAGAGGGUGGAUGUCUAUGGUGAUUUAGAAGGUCAUUGCAAAAGAGGUCUCAAAGUACCUUAUGAAGGUAAAAAACAAUAUGUCGGCAUGGGUUAUCUGCAAAUGUUAAGGGCAGAUUUAUUUGACAAUGGUGUUCAACCAAGUGGCGUAGCUGUUCACACAAUAUUGCCAGCAUCAAGACUACCCGUUAUAAAUGAGAGUAUUUAUCCCAAAGGGGUAGUACUGUUACAAAACUUACCUUCUAUAAUAUGUGGAUGGGUUGUAGAUGCUCAAGCAAAUGAGUAUAUUCUGGAUAUGUGUGCUGCACCUGGUAAUAAAACUACACAUUUAGCUGAAAUGUCAAAUGAUAAAGCAAUUAUAGUAGCAAUAGACAAGAGUCCUAGAAAGGCAGCAAAGAUAAAGGAAAACUGUGAAAUACAAGGUGUCACUUGUGUUAAAGCAUAUGCGUAUGAUUCAACUAAAUGCUGUUCAGAAGACAGUGUAGAUAUUAUCUCUGGACCUCCAUUUCCACCCAACAGUUUUGAUAAAGUAUUACUAGAUGCACCUUGCAGUGGAUUAGGCCAAAGACCACAACUUGUGAACAAAAUGACUCCCAAAAUUAUCAAUUCAUAUAAGUUUGUUCAAAGAAAAUUAUUUGCAGAAGCAGUGAAAGUAUUAAAAGUAGGAGGAAAAUUGAUAUACAGUACUUGCACUAUUGCAGAGCAAGAGAAUGAAUGCAUGAUAGCAUGGGUGCUAGAUAAAUUCCCUUUCUUGAAACUAAUACCUUCAGAAUCUCUUCUUGGUGGGCCAGGGUUAAAAAAUAAAGGACUGAAUGAAGAACAAAGAUUGAUGGUGCAGCGGUUUGGUCCAGUAGAUGAUGAAAUUAGACCAGUACAAAACCUAUACAAGAAUUCAAUAGGCUUUUUCAUAGCUGCAUUUGUAAAACUACCCUUAUAA